This is a messenger RNA of Archocentrus centrarchus (flier cichlid), 2727 nucleotides long. RefSeq names its product nuclear receptor subfamily 2, group C, member 1 (gene nr2c1). The transcript is spliced from 14 exons. The record is from RefSeq and is a predicted model, not a curated record. The coding region runs from base 188 to 2023 and encodes 611 amino acids. Gene Ontology annotation, molecular function: zinc ion binding; sequence-specific DNA binding; DNA-binding transcription factor activity. Gene Ontology annotation, biological process: regulation of DNA-templated transcription. Lineage: Eukaryota; Metazoa; Chordata; Actinopteri; Cichliformes; Cichlidae.
GCUCGUGUUAUUUAUUGAUAAAAAAAGGUCACGAACUCUGACCCUCUCGCUACCUGCAGCAAACACUUAAAAAUAUUAAUUUAUUGAAGGCAGUAAAAUAUCUGACCCGACAGCUCAUCGACAGGUGUGCCUGUUUCAUGGGGCACUGAUGUGAACGGUGGUGGAGGAAGGUGUAUGCCGUAUCAGAAUGGAUGGGCAGACUCAAAGGAUUCAGCUUGUGUCAGCAGACAACAGUAUGGCAUUAGGACACAGAAUCCAGAUUGUAACUGAUCAGCAGACUGGACAGAAGAUCCAGAUCGUCACAGCACUUGAGCCAUCUUCGCCUGGAAAGCAGCAGUUUAUCCUAGCAAAUGCUGAUUAUUCCCCUGGGGGGAAGGUGAUUCUGGCCAAGCAGGAGGGGUCACCCAACAAGGUCAUCCUCACCACUCCAGAUGGUUCUGGGGUUAACCAGCUGCUGUUUACCUCCCCUGAACUCACUGCGCAGCAGAUUCAGUUUGUGACUGAAAGCUCAGACCAGUCUAUUGUGAAGCCUGUUGUGGAGUACUGCGUUGUCUGUGGGGAUAAGGCCUCAGGACGUCAUUACGGAGCUGUUAGCUGUGAGGGCUGUAAAGGCUUCUUCAAACGCAGUAUAAGGAAGAACCUGGUUUACACAUGCAGAGGAUCCGGAGAAUGUGCCAUUAACAAGCUGCACCGAAACCGCUGCCAGUACUGUCGACUGCAGCGCUGUAUAGCUCUGGGCAUGAAGCAGGAUUCUGUGCAGUGUGAGAGGAAGCCCGUUGAGGUCACUGCCAGAGAGAAAUCUGUCAACUGUGCAGCCUCCACUGAAAAGAUCUACAUCCGCAAGAACUUGUGUAGCCCUCUGGCUGCUACACCUACUUUUGCAUCCGACAAGGAAACUGCUCGGUCUACAAGUUUGCUUGAGUCAAGCAUGUUGCUGAACAUCCAACAACCCUUCUCCAAGCUGGAAAACACCAUCUUGAUUCCAGCAUCGCCUGAAAAGCAGGAUGACCCAUCUCAGGGUGAUCUUGGUACACUGGCAAAUGUAGUGACAUCCCUUGCCCACCUUAACAAGAGCAGAGAAGCAAGUGACAGCGGUAAUGAUCUGAUGGGAGCUGAAACACUUAGCAACGGUGACAGCUCAAUGACAGAUAUCCAGGGAGAUGAACAAACCGCAAGUGAUAUCUCUAGAGCUUUUGACACCUUGGCCAAAGUUCUACACACUGGCGAUGGCUCAGCAGGAGAGUCCUUGGAGGCUACAAUGCAGCUUAUGUCAGGGGACCAGUCAGACCCUGUGGUGGAGUUAGAGGGACCUCUUCUUUCUGACAGCCAUAUCCCUUUCAAGCUUAUGAUGCCUUUGCCUGUGCCAGAGUACCUCAAUGUCAACUACAUCUGUGAAUCAGCUUCACGGCUACUUUUUCUCUCUAUGCACUGGGCACGCUCCAUACCUGCCUUUCAAACCCUUGGUGGGCAAGACAAUGACAUUAACCUAAUGAAAGCCUGCUGGAACGAACUUUUCGCCCUGGGUCUGGCACAGUGUUCCAAUGUAAUGAAUGUCGGCACCAUCUUAAGUGCCAUUAUCAACCAUCUUCAGACCAGCUUACAGGAAGAGAAACUGUCCCCAGAGAGAGUAAAACUAGUGAUGGAGCACAUUUGGAGGAUGCAGGAGUUCUGUAACAGCAUGUCCAAGCUGUCCCCAGACUCUUACGAAUAUGCCUACCUCAAAGCCAUCGUACUCUUUAGUCCUGAUCACCCAGGUAUAGAUAAUAUCCCACAAAUAGAGCGGUUCCAGGAGAAAGCCUACAUGGAGCUGCAGGACUAUGUAACGAGAACAUACCCAGAAGACUCUUACCGGUUAUCCAAGCUGUUGCUGCGUCUUCCUGCCCUCAGGCUGAUAAGUGCAGCUGUGACUGAGGAGCUGUUUUUCGCUGGGCUCAUUGGCAACGUGCAGAUUGACAGCAUCAUCCCUUAUAUCCUCAAAAUGGAGUCCACUGAUUAUAAUAGCCAGGCCGUCUCUGGUGUCUGACACACAGCUUAUAGCAACAUGGGACUGAAGAUUCAGUGGCCAACUAUUCACGUCACUGAAUGGUCAUAACACAAUGACAAUAUCCCUUGUGAAUUAUUAUUUUUUCACAUCUACCUUUGUCCUACAUCUGACUCCUUAGGAGCCAGUCAGCAGAGCGCAGCUCACAAUUAGGACAAAUAAAACCAACUCCAGUUGCAAGGAAGCCUAUCUGUAUCUGCCUGUUCAGGAACAAACCCUUGAAGUUUGCAUAGUAGGUCGUGCUUUUUAUUGUACAUAGUAUUUUAUGCUUCAUUGACUCCAGGCCUUUCCUUUUCUGCAGAUCUUGUUUGUACUUUGAAGGAAUGGGUAUGGUUUGUUUUUCACUGCUUUCAUACACAGCUUUUUUGUUUUAUAGUGGUAAAUAUAAGAAAAAAAAAAGUUGUCAUAAUGUGAACCAAAUUGUCACUUAAAGUUAAAACUUAAAAAAAACAUUUUUUUUUUUUUUUUAAUUUGUUUGCCAGUCCAAAGGAUCUGCAGCAUCACUUGUCCAAUAAGUGACGUCAUAAGAAUUUGAAGUAUUUGUGUAUAUAAAUUUGUAUAUAUAAUUGACCAAGGCUAAUGGGCAGCCCUUGGUAAUUUGUGGAUUUCAUCUUUUUGGCCAAAUUCACAUGGAUAGAAAAUGAUGGUCAUAUCAUUUAAAAAUAAAAACAUCUUUCGACCACGAU